GAAGUACUAGUGGAGGAUAUUCCAAGUCCCCAGAAUGCAGUCCACCACCUAGUGCUGUUUUGUGCCAUUUUAACUACCGGCACAAUACCUUUCUGCCUUUUAUCUCCAACAAGCUAGCACCCUCCCAAGAUGGCGGAGGCUCACCAAGCUGUGGCGUUCCAAUUCACGGUCUCUCCAGAGGGUAUCGACCUCCAGCUGAGCCAUGCAGCUCUCAGGGAGGUUUACCUCUCAGGCCUGCGGUCCUGGAAGAAGAAAUUCAACAAGCUGCGGAACAGUUUUGUGACAGGCGUGUAUCCUGCCAGCCCAUCCAGUUGGCUGUUCAUGGUUACUGCCAUCUUGGUAACCCAGUACUCUCGACUUGACCCCUCCAUGGGCAUGAUUGGAAAGAUCAAGGAACACCUGCCAGUCAGUGACUACCUGUCAGAUCAAGGCCUGACAGUCCUCAGUGCCCUGGCUUUUUCCACAGCGCUAUGGCUGGCCCUCAUCGUGACCAUGCGUAGCAUUCUCAGGUUGCUGCUGUGCUACCAUGGCUGGAUGUUUGAGGAGCAUGGCAAGAUAUCCAACACCACCAAGGUCUGGCUGGCUUUGGUGAAAAUCUUUGCUGGGCGGAAACCCAUGCUAUACAGCUACCAAGCCUCGCUGCCUCGCUUGCCUGUUCCAGCCCUCAAGGACACCAUGCAGAGGUAUCUAGAGUCUGUACGACCCCUGAAAACAGAUGACGAGUUCCAGCGGAUGGAGGGUCUCGCCCGUGACUUUGAACGGACCCUGGGGCCGCGCUUGCAGUGGUACCUGAGGCUUAAGUCUUGGUGGGCAGCUAACUAUGUGAGUGACUGGUGGGAAGAGUACGUCUAUCUCCGUAGCCGAGGCCCCCUGAUGGUAAAUAGCAACUAUUAUGGCAUGGAUUUCAUUUACGUAACCCCAACCCCGAUCCAGGCAGCUCGUGCUGGGAAUCUGGUCCACGCCAUGUUGCUGUACCGACGGAAACUCACUCGGGAAGAGAUCAAACCGAACAGCGGCCCAAAUUCCUUCAUCCCCCUCUGUGCGGCCCAAUGGGAACGUCUCUUCAAUACCACCCGGUUGCCUGGGUUGGGGAAGGACACCAUCCAGCACCUGAGGGAUAGCAAGCACAUUGCAGUGUACCACGCCGGCCGCUUCUUCCGGGUCUGGCUAUACCACAACGGGAGGCUGAUGCGCCCACGCGAGCUUCAGGCACAGUUCCAGCUGAUCCUAGAUGACCCCACGCCUCCUCUGCCUGGCGAGGAAAAACUGGGUGCCUUGACUGCAGCCGGCAGAGACCCCUGGGCCCGCGCCCGCCAAACCUACUUCCGGUCUGGGGUGAAUGAACAGUCACUGAGCAUAGUGGAAAAAGCUGCCUUCUUUGUCACCCUGGACACCAGUGAGCAGGGGCUCCAGGGACCCAACCCAAGUCUGGCGCUGGAUGCCUACUCAAAGUCCCUUUUGCACGGGCGCUGCUGCGACAGGUGGUUUGACAAAUCCUUCACGCUGAUUGUUUACCGCAAUGGGAAGUCCGGCAUCAGUGCAGAGCAUUCGUGGGCUGACGCCCCCAUUGUGGCACAUCUCUGGGAGUACACCAUUGCCACAGAUGCAUUUUCGCUGGGGUACGAUGCUAACGGGAACUGCAAAGGGGACAUGGACUCCAACAUCCCCCCGCCCCAGAAAUUACAAUGGGAUAUCCCAGCAGAGUGCCAACAGGUAAUCCUGCAGUCCUUGUCCACGGCCUUGGCCCUGGCUAAUGACGUAGACUUCAACACCUUCCCCUUCAAGGAAUUUGGCAAAGGCCUGAUCAAGAAAUGCCGCACCAGCCCAGACAGCUUCAUCCAGCUCUGCCUUCAGCUGGCACAUUUUCGGGACAAGAAAAAGUUCUGCCUCACCUACGAGGCAUCCAUGACCCGUCUCUUCCGGGAGGGCCGCACAGAGACAGUCCGUUCCUGCACCAUUGAGUCAUGCAACUUUGUCAAGGCCAUGAUGGAUCCUACCCAGAACGAUGGCACAAGGUUACGUCUGUUGCGUGUGGCAGCUGAGAAGCACCAGAGCCUUUACCGGAACGCCAUGACAGGUGCUGGCAUCGACAGGCACCUCUUCUGUCUGUAUGUCGUCUCCAAAUAUCUCGGCCUAGACUCCCCCUUUCUGCGCGAGGUGCUGUCUGAGCCGUGGCGACUCUCCACCAGCCAGACUCCCAUUCAGCAGCUGGAGCUCUUUGACCUCGUGAACCACCCAGACUAUGUUUCUUUUGGGGGUGGAUUUGGACCGGUCGACAACGACGGUUAUGGUGUGUCGUACGUCAUCGUGGGCGAAGAUCUCAUAAACUUCCACGUGUCGUGCAAAUUCUCCAGCAAGGAGACGGACGCACACCGGUUUGGACUUAACAUCCAGAAAGCCAUGGUGGACGUCUUGGCCCUUUUCCAACUGGACAAAAACUCCCCCGCCAGUCGUGGCCAGUGACUGAAUAAACGCCAGCGGGAUUUACACAGCCAGCUCCCCAGACACACUUCAGAGUGUGUGUGUGUGUGUGUGUGUUUUCUGUCCUCUGAUCCGCAGGGACAUUUUGAAGCGGGGGAUGAACAGGGGCCUGAGGAUUCCCACAAGCACAAUGGACGGGCACGCCCCUCUUCCGUUCUCGGAUUUGGGAGAUUUGGACCCUGUGCCAGAUGCCAUGUAGGCAAACGACCCUCUCUCUCUGCUCAGCAUCUCCCUGCUUUUGGGUUGGUAGAAGUCUAAAACGGGUUGCGACUGGUAGCAAAAUCUUGCUUCUUCUAGGACACGUGUGGACGGAGGACUGUGGUUCACUUAUAACAGAAGAGUUUGGCUCUUGGGAAAUCUUAAGUGCUCCCAUUGCGGCGAUCCCAGGGUGUUUUAGAAGCAGCAGUUCCUUUUCCCCUUCUUCUCUCCAGCAGCUAAGAAGCUCUUUUCCUUGCCCUCUCCGGCCACUUCAACCCACAGCAGCUGGGCUGCGUCCCCUUUCUAGCACUUCCCAUUCAAAGGAUUCCUUCCCUGUGUCUGCCGCUGACCCUCUGUUCCCCUGAGGCACUGUGGAUGGGGUGAUGGGUGAUAUUUAGAGGGGAACCCCCUCUCCUCCAAUGCUGGGGAUCCAGGAAUCCCCACAAAGUUGGUGCAGGGAGGGAAAGUUGGUUUUAAUUUAUUGCAGGGUUUUGAACGCCUCUGGGGAAAUUUGAGUUGCGAGGAGUGGCAGAAGAACAACGGGUGGGUCUUUUGUUUUGUUUUGUUUUGCUAGCAUCACAGACCUGAAUAAAACCACAGGGCGGGAGAUCUUACAAAA
This is a messenger RNA of Lacerta agilis (Sand lizard), 3298 nucleotides long. RefSeq names its product carnitine palmitoyltransferase 1C (gene CPT1C). The record is from RefSeq and is a predicted model, not a curated record. Gene Ontology annotation, cellular component: mitochondrion. Gene Ontology annotation, molecular function: carnitine O-palmitoyltransferase activity. Gene Ontology annotation, biological process: carnitine metabolic process; fatty acid metabolic process. The transcript has 19 exons. Lineage: Eukaryota; Metazoa; Chordata; Lepidosauria; Squamata; Lacertidae. The coding region runs from base 130 to 2463 and encodes 777 amino acids.